AUUGGCAACUUUAAAUUGAGACUUGGACAAAAUGUCGAGUUUUCAAGAUGAUGACGAUAGGCAAAGAGGUUUUUCAGGAGGCGGUGGCGGUGGCUACGGAGGAGGAGGAGGUGGACGGUACAAUGACAGAAGAGGUGGUGGAGGAGGAGGAGGAGGCAGGGGUCCCCCACCUCCAUUUCCAACUGAGGCCCCAUACACAGCUUAUGUAGGAAACCUUCCUGAUGACACUGUCCAGGGAGACCUUGACUACAUAUUUGAACAGAUGAAGAUUCAUAGUACCCGCCUUGUACAUGAUAAGGAGACAGGUCAAUUCAGAGGUUUCAGCUAUGUAGAGUUUGAAGACGCAGAUUCAUUAAGAGAGGCAUUGAAAUUAAAUGGAGCUUUAUAUGAUGAACGCCAACUCAGAGUAGACAUUGCACAGGGAAGAAAUCAAAGGAGGGAUGGGCAAAGAGGAGGUUCUUCUGCAGGUGGUGGGGGCAGAGGCGGAGGCCGUGGUGGAUUCGGAGGAGGUGGAGGUGGAAGGGAUGGAGGAUUCAGAGGAGGCGGUGGAGGAGGCCGCUUUGAAAAUUCCGGAGGCGGGGGAUGGGAUGACAGGAGAGGAGGCGCCAGUGGAAGGGGAGGACGAGAUGAUGGGUUUGGCAGAUCAGGAGGUUAUGGUGGCAGGGAUGGCUACGGAGGGGGUCGUGAUGGGUACGAUAGAGAUAGGGGUUAUGGAGGAGGAGGAGGAGGCGGCGGCAGGGGAAGAGGCGGCAGAGAUGAUUAUAACAGGAGACCACAAGAGACAUUUAAAGAACCUACAGCAGAGGAAGCAGCUGCCAGGCCAAAGCUCAAAUUGGCACCACGCACAGUCAAGGACCCGGUCGGAGGUGCACCUUCCAGGAGGUCAGAUAUUUUUGGCACGGGGAAGCCACGCGACGAUAAGGGUGAGGACAAGAAGGAAGGAGAAGCUUCCUCAUAGCCGCAUUAACCAGAAUAAUUUCUGUAUGUAUAUGUAAUUAUCAAAUGCAAAUUUGUUAUAUGAAUUCAAUGCCUGUGCGUUGGAUUCUAUCCCUAGUUUCUGAUGUUGUGUGAGAGUAGCUCCCACUUCUUCAGUUUAGUAGUUAGUGAUUACAUUAAAGGCCACCUCUAGAAAUCAUGUGGCUUGCUUCCACAAUUCCUACCAUGGCAGAUGUGAGUUUCUGUAAAUAUUUCUUGUAUUGUGCAUUCAUUGGUCCAUGCAGAAUGAUCUCCUCCCCCUUCUUUCUCUUUAUUCUCUCUUUGUUGAAACUCGUUUUAACAGAUCAUUUUCUGUUUGUGUAUUAAAGUCUAUAUUUAGCAUGAUUUCCCUAUCACACAUCAAAUAUGUGUUUUAAGAAAGAACUAUAAAUGUGAAAAGUAUUCAGAAUAGCACUUUGCUUUGUACCAUCUUAAACCAAAUGUAUUUACCUUUUUUUUUUUUUAUUUGGAUAUUCAUUCAAGAAUUUUAUUUAUAUAAUUUCAAAUGAAUGAUGUACUCUGCUUGAUUUAGAUGACAUGUGAUUAGAGAUGUUACUUUGAACACCAUUAUUAUUAUCUCAUAUAAUGCAAUUCCAGCUUUCAUACCAUUGUUUUGUUGGAUAGCUUUUUACUGAAAAAUAAAAUUGUUAAUAAUUAUUGGCAAGAACUUUUCAUAAUUCUUUUUUUUUCUCUCUCAUGUAAAUUUGAUACAAAGCACAAUCUAAUUCAUGAGGAUGUUGAUUGAAACUUAUUUUCAUGCUGUUAUAAGUAUAAAAUAGUCUCUGUUUCUUGUGAAUUAAGUUUGGCAGUGUAUGCUGUAAUGAAAAUUAGCACUCAUUUGAGGACACAUACUUUCAAAAUAGAAAACCAAUCAGUAUUUUCCAGUAGGUGGAAUGUUUUUAUGUAACGUAUGUGUGUAGAAUAUAUUUCUGGGGAAUAUCUAUGUUUAAGGAAAUACAGCAAUUCAUGCACAAGGCAUGAUGUAUGUAGAAGUUCAGAAAUCAAGGGCAAGAAAAUAUUUUAAGUGUAACAAUUAGUCCAGUUGGUUGACUUACUAGUAUAUUCUUUGUGAGAUGCACUUGUGUAUUUAUCCUGCUUUAAAGGCCCAAAAGAUUUUUAGUUGCCAAACAGAGGAGGAUCAACUCAUCACCUGAAUUUAUGUUCAUCAUAUCUCUUCUUUACUAUAUAGUUAGAACCACUUCCUGUUUUGUUCGCCAAACAUAAAGAACACUUUUUGUAUACUAUCAAUUUUAGUUAUUUUAGAAUGUCUGUUUUCUUACACGUGAAGUGAUAUGUGUAGAAAUGUGAAAAGUCUUAGGUUAAAUUCAGUCAUAUCAUAUAACAAAACUUUUUCUGUUUUUCAUUCAUCAGUCUUUGUUUUAUUUGAUGUAGCCAGACAGCAUAACAAGUCAACAGUAGUGUGCAAGUAGUUUUGCAACAUUUUAUUUCUGUGGUGCAUUACAUAAUCUUUCGCUGUACAUAAUGCAUAUAAAUACUACAACUCUCUUCUCUUAUAAUGCCGUGGAUGUAAAAUGCAUCUGACUUUGUUCAUAUUCAUGUUCAUAUGUCAAUAUGAUCUGUCACGAAAUGAUCUGGUAAAGGUUUGAUAUCCCAUAAUAAAUUCCGGAUUGCUGGAAUUUGUUAUGGUUACAUUUUUAAAAUUGGAAGAAUAUGUUAGUUAAUUCAUCCAUAAAGUUAAUCUAGUUGAAUCAAUGAAUUUCAAUUUAACAAUCAAGCAAAAUUUGUGAAACUUCAAAAUAUAUUUUCAUUACAUAGUUACAGCAUUGUAAAGUUUUGUUCAUUUAAAUGUGAGUUUAUUGCUAAUUAUCUGCUCUGAACAUCUUAUCGGGGGGCCCCCUUUUGUUUUUUUGUUUUUUAUGUAUUUAAUUGGUCGCCUAAAAAUUGCUAUUCUGGACAAAGUUUUUAUACACAUAUAAACCUUUGAAAAGAAAAGAAAAAUUAAUCUGUAUGAUAAUUAUACAAUGCACUAAAGGGAUUAGAGGUUGGAUAUAACUAGGUAUUGUGUGUAUAUUGCCUGUUAUAUGCAUGUCAGCGUAUUGAGAAGUGAUAAACUCCAAAAUGAUUCAAUAUUAAUGUUUUUUUUAUUGUAUUGAAAUUUCACUCUUUUCACUUUUUCGAAUACAUUUACUCUAUUAAUUCAAUAGCCAUUCAUUUGGGAUGGAGUUUGUAGUUGGCACUCUGCAUGUACCAAAUCGUAUGUCUUAUAUGUUAAUAAAUUUUUUGUCAUAUAUCUUAUGCUAAUUUGUGUUUCUUUAAUAUCAGCUGCUUUUCCAUAGCUCUUUAUUCUUGUAUACCAGUUGAAUGAUGGAACUGAAUAAUUUGCAUGAUAAUUGAUUGAAGAGGUACUUCGGUCUUAAAAUAUUUAUAUCUAAAUAAAUAGAGUAAAAUUCACUGAGCAAAAUGCUGAAAAUUUCAUCAAAAUCGGACAAGAAAUAACAAAGUCAUUGAAUUUUAAAGAUUAUAAAUAUUUUGUGAAAACAGUUAUAUGCACAUCAUCAUGAAUAUUCAUUAAGUGGGUUGAUGAUGUCAUAUCCCCGCUUUCCUUUUUCUUUAAUAUGUUAUUACAUGAAAUCAUAAUUGAUUCACUUUUUCAUACAUGUGUAAAUGAUGUGUCUCCAUUAUGAUUAAAUAAGUUGCGGCAAUAAAUAUCUAAUGCACUAAAUCAGUUGUCAAUCCAAUUUUUUCAGUUCUUGGUUGAAAAAAAUUGAAUAAACCUAAUUUCAUAUACAUAAAAUACAAAAGAACAAGUGAGAAUAUGGCAUCAGUUUGCUCAUUGAAUAUUCAUGAAGACAUGCCAAGAACUGUUUCACCGGAAUAAUGCAAAUCUUUAAAAUGCCAUAACUUAGUUAUUCCUUGUCCGAUUUUGAUCAAAUUUUCAGUGUUUUGUUUGUCUGAUUAUUCUUUAUCUGUUUAAAUCAGAUUAUUUUCAGCCUGGAGCAUCCCAUCAUUAGAAUGUUGUGGGGUAACUUGGGUUAGUCACUGCGGUAAUCAGUAAAUCAACACAUUCAUGGUAUUUGCAUGUAUGCAAUUUGAUUCACUCAUGUAUUACACUUCCAUGUUAAAAUUUAUUUAAUCAUUAUUUUAUGUCGGGUAUAAAGGAAUGAAUCAAUUUUUAAACACUUAUAUUAUGCUUUCUUCAGUCAUGUUUCCGGCCCGAGAAAAUUUUGCAUUUCAAAGCUUCACCCACUCUUUAUAAUAUUGCCAUGAAGAAUGUGAACCAUGUUCAUGCAGUAAUUCCAGGCCAGUAACAUAAUGCUUAGCAAUUGAUCAUACCAUUUAUUUUUACUACUGAUUGCAAAGCAUUACUAAUGAUUAUAAAAGUCAGUCCACUGAUCGGUCAUUGAGCUCUGUGUUACAGAUUACUGAACUUGCUCUGCCAAUCCAGAGCCAAACAGCAGACUGAGGUGAAAGUCGUAAAUGUCUAAUACCAGUUGUCCAAAAAAAACCACAAGGUCCAAUAUCACAGACCUUUUUUAUCUACCAUCGAUUUGGUUUACAAUAUAAUUUGGUCCUAUAUACCAAGUGGGAUCAACGAUUUCCCGGUAUCAUCAGCCUGAUUAAGAGAACUGGGGAGCGUUUCAUCACCAUUUUUGUCCGACAAUCCUCGAUUUUGAUUGGCUGAGGAGCAAUGUUACUAUGGAAACUGUCGGAUAAAAUGGGACUUGUGGGAUAAAACGUCCGACAAGCCUUUUCAUGAAACGCUCCCCAGAGCUUAUAGGUAUGAUUUGCAGCUAUCCAUUUUAAAAUAAUAUCUUUAGAAUUCAAACUUGAAAAUAGGCCAUCAGUGAAAGCAAUUUUUAUAUUAAACUUUCAUGUUGUUUCAUGUGUAGUUGAUAAAUCAAAACAAAAAGUAGAAUAUGAAAAAAGGGGGUAUCAGGUCAGUAUUUCUGAGAAAUUCAUUGUUUUCUUUUAUCCAUUUUCAUACAUUUAGCCUUACGUGAAUGUAAUAAGAUGGCAAGUCUGCUUAUGAAAAGAGAAUGUGAACACAGACUUCUUUAUGCUUUGUCAUAAGUAGGAAAAUGAAUUAAAACUUAAAAAGAAAACAAUUAGCAAAUAUAUGCAUUGUAUGAAUGAGAUGCUUAUAAUUAAAGAAAACCUUAUAUUUCAACUUAUAAACAAGGUACCGUUCUUGGAAAAUAUUUUGUGGGAUGAAUUCAUUCUAUAAGCAUCAACUAAGAUACAAAAUGAAAUUGAUGUGAAAUUGUGAAUAGAAGUUACAGGAUACUGAAAGUGAAUUAUUGCCAGUAAUCUUGUACAGAAGAUAUGAAAUGAAUCUAUUGCCAAUUACAUCAACCCAUUCAUGGAACAUGUGUGAAGAAAAGAGGAUUCCAUGAUAUGCAGUUGAUCGUAUUGAUAAAUCUGAUCAUGACUUCAAAUAUUACAUGAAACUUUUAUGGGAAUGAUCUUAUGGUCCGUUCGGUCUAAAUCGUAGAUGGUCUUGACCACUAUUGCUACACCUUCCUCAAGUACUAUCAGCGUCUGUGUGUCAUUUGGGCCAAUCGUCACUUCAUAACACAGACUCGUUGAUCAGUUGCCACUUUACCAAAUGCUCCCAUUUUCAUUUUCACCCAUUUCAUCUGCUCAUUCAUCCAAUCAAUCAAUAUAUAGAGAGUUUAGAUUAAGUGGUGUUGGAACAAGUAUUCAACAUGAUACAUGUGGCCAAACUGGAAAUGAGAUUUAAUAGGAACAUGCAUUUUGGACAAUAGUCUCCUGUCUGGGCAGGAGACCAAAAGGGCAUUAGACCAACUGGCUAUUCACAUUUGCAUUAUUGCAAGUCUUGGUCAAAAAAGUUUCUUUUAACCACUUUCCACAUUGUAUUCUGUCCAUUACAUACAUGCUAGUGAUAAAAUGUCAAUGAUGAUAUCAAAAAUUCUGUCUGUUUUAACAUAAUUUUGGGAAGCAACAACAAACGUAUUGCAUGCAACACUGAAAUUUGUUGCCUCCCAAGUUUGAAACUGUAGUGUUGUAGGCAGAGAAAGUAAAGGUUGUAUGUAGAGUGUGGCACCUCCAUACACAUAAGUAGUCCAUUAGGGUAGAGCGAUAAUUGAAGAACACUAUUGACGAGUGUUGAUAUUUUGCCUACAUACAAACUCAUGCAGAGUUGGGGAUAAAUGUUAAGGGCACUUAAAAUGUAUGUUCAUAUGAGUGCUUUUUAUAUUUAACAAUUAAAAAAAAAAGAAAAAUGUGUAAAACAAAAAAUGAAAGAAAAAAGAGAGGCAAAUUUGCGUGGUGCCUGAUAUGUAUUGUACAAUGUAAAUAGAUAUAAGGUACUUUGCUUAAUAAUAUUAGUUGUAUAAACAUGUAAUGUAGCAAGCAUGUUUUUUUUUCUUUGAAUUUGUAAAAUAGAUAUUCAACGUUUGUGGGGAAAAUCUUCGAGAUAAGUUUGACUUUGAGACGUAAAGUGGCUGUAUUAUUGAUAAUGGCCAUGUGUUGUUUGUAUACAUGAGGAGGCAGGUGCUUUUUUUUCUCUGCUGAUAUGUAUUGUAGGUAUGUAAAAUAAAAAGGACUCGUCACCCAUA
Messenger RNA from Lytechinus pictus (painted urchin), 6515 nucleotides. RefSeq lists its product as uncharacterized. The transcript has 8 exons. The coding region runs from base 32 to 958 and encodes 308 amino acids. Gene Ontology annotation, molecular function: RNA binding. Lineage: Eukaryota; Metazoa; Echinodermata; Echinoidea; Temnopleuroida; Toxopneustidae. The record is from RefSeq and is a predicted model, not a curated record.